CAGCAGAGAGGAGGAGGAGGAGGAGCCACAGGCUUGUUUCUUUCAUCGGGGCAGUGUAUAAGAAGUGACGCUGUCUUUCACCAGACUAGAAUCCUUCCUCGCUGCUUAUAGGUUGUUUUUUUUUAUUAGUUCAAGUUACAAAUAUCCAAACGCGAUGGGGAGCCGGGUAAGUCGCGAGGACUACGAAUGGGUGUACACGGACCAGCCGCAUGCCGACAGGAGAAAAGAGAUCCUGGCCAAAUAUCCUGAAAUCAAGUCUUUAAUGGGUCCGGACCUGAGGCUGAAAUGGAUCGUGUGCAUGAUGGUGUUGAUACAGUUUUUAGCUUUCUACCUAGUCAAAGACUUGGACUGGAAAUGGGUUUUGUUCUGGGCGUAUGCAUUUGGCAGCUGUAUCAACCACUCAAUGACUCUUGCCAUUCACGAGAUUUCCCACAACACUGCCUUUGGGAACAGCAAAGCCACGUGGAACCGCUACUUUGCCAUGUUUGCCAACCUGCCCGUGGGCUUACCUUACUCUGCCUCCUUCAAGCGUUACCACCUCGACCACCACCGCUACCUGGGAGGGGACGGUAUCGACGUAGACAUCCCGACUGAGUUCGAAGGCUGGUUCUUUUGCACACGCGCCCGCAAGUUCAUCUGGAUUAUUCUGCAGCCCCUGUUCUAUGCUAUCCGCCCACUGUGCAUCAACCCCAAACCCAUUAGUCAGCUGGAAUUGACCAAUGUGGCCAUACAAGUCGCCUUUAACGUCCUGCUCUACUGGCUGUGUGGGGCAAAAUCUGUAGUUUACAUGCUGGCUGGCUCCGUGCUGGGAAUGGGCCUGCACCCCAUCUCUGGCCACUUUAUCGCCGAGCAYUAUAUGUUCCUGAAGGGCCACGAAACCUACUCCUACUACGGCUGCCUCAACCUGCUGACGUUCAACGUGGGCUACCACAACGAACACCACGACUUCCCCAGCAUUCCAGGCCGAAGGCUGCCCAUGGUGAAGAAAAUAGCAGCCGAGUAUUACGACGRCCUGCCUCAGUACACGUCCUGGGUGAGGGUCCUGUACGACUUCAUCAUGGACGACACGUUGAGCCCGUACUCYCGGAUCAAAAGGAAGUUAAAGGGAGACGUCAAACAGGAGUAACACCUCGGAGCACCUCCAGUAACUACAGCUGCCCUGCUCACCUUUCUAAAAACAGAUUUUAAUACGUUGAGUGUUCAGGGUGAACGUUGUUUGGACGAGUCUAGGCAAAGGUUCCUGCUUUCAGCUUAGAAAAGAGGAAAUUUUAGGAGGAAUUAAAUUAGUCCAAACAAAGAACCMGACUUAAUGAUGGACUGAGAAUAAAAGUGUUUGUGCUUUAUGUUUGGAGCAGCAACAAAAACAGAUUAUAUCCAACGUUCAGCUUAAUAAGUUUYACUUUAGAAGUGGGGUUGUGUGGCUAAAGCAUCAGAAAUGUCGUUCAGCUGAACACCUAAUCCCACAAUGCUUUGCUCCAGUUUUUUGUACAUUGCCRCAUUAUUUGGCAACUAGCUGAUCCAAAAGUAAAAUGGUAUGAAAAAUAUUUUAAAGUUUGACUUCUUUUCAGCUCUCGUUUCUGAUGACUUCACACACCUCUCACUUUAAAACURAAACUAUAAAAACAUUUCUAAAUGGAGGAGUAAAGAGGAGUGUGAUUAAUCGUUUUAAGGCCUAAAUGUGCCUUAAUGUUCACACUUGAAACAUUUUCACAAAAAUCUAGUUUCUAUAGACUCGCAGACAUUUAGUGAAAUGCCUCUGUGGCUUCGUGUUUGUUCAGCCAGUUUGCACUCUGCCGCACAACUGAACUUUCUGUCCAAAUGUUACGAAAACUUGAGUCCAAUUUCUGUGAUAAAAUCCUAAUAAAGCAAGAAGUAAAGCUGUCAGCUCAGUUUCAGCCCCACGUUCUGAUCUUUCUCUAAAACCCAACGAAACCGUAAACAUCUAAGACGCUCGAGCCAAGCUGCUGACGAGAAGAUGUGCCGUUUUUCACACCGUAGCUUACCGAGUCAGCAAAAUGCAAAAAUACACUGAGUCAGUAAAGAAUAAAAAUGUACAGUUUCUGCCUUUUUAUUAGAAGAAACUAAAAGAAUUGCGUUAAAGUAUUUAUUAGGAUGAAAGUGCUAUAUUUAUUAAUCAUUCAACACUCAUGGUUUAGUGUUUAGAUGUAAGAGUUUGGUCUUUUUGUCCUAACAUACAACAAAAGUCAACAAAAUUCAAUAGUUUCUUUUACAUUUYCACUUCAUGAGUCGUGCUUUCUUUAAGCUGUAAGUGUUUUUGUGGCUCUGAACAAGUUUUUAGUGACAGGAGGAGCAGGAAUGAGUUUUGAUUGUAAAAGUUGCAGAGCCCCCUGGCCUUAACAAAUAUAAAUAUAAAAAGAUUUCAUGUCUGAUAAAAUGGCAGCACAGUCUGGUGUCUAUAUAGRAAGUUUAGUUUUUUAAACAUAGGCCUUAAAGUUGAUUUGUAAAUCAUUUUAGUGUUUUCUAAUUUAUCACUUUUCACCAAAUGUGUUGGUGACAAAUGGCUUUUUGAUUAAGAAAAAGGAAAUGUUGCUAAGAGCCAGAGGAAGCUGUAGCUGCCUACACCCUGAGUCAGGUUUGUUUUCAUCUUCUGUAGAGAAAACACUCCUGAUCAUUUUAAACAUGCAUUCCUGUUAAAAUAUUUUAGAAAAAAUUAUACGUCAAAGGAUGUACCAACACUGUCAUGGACUUUCCUGCUUUUUGGACAYGACAAUGUUUGAUUUUCUGUUCUUCACACACGUUUGUUAGACUCUGCUMUCUGAACUGAAUUAACUAGAAUAUUAAACUAAGUUUGACAUGCUUGAUUUUUUAACAUUCAUCAUUUUUAUCUACAUCACCCAGCAGCCAAAGAACAUUUUCUGCUCACCAAAGUUUAGUUUGUGGGAAAAGUUACUCAUUGCUGUAGUUCCAGGUGGUUGUUUUUUUUUUUGUUUGUUUUGUUUUGGAACCUGUUAAUAAUCUGCUUGUCCACUGAUUUCAUGCAGUAUUGUAAACUGAGACUAACAAAAAGGCAAUAAAACUGAUGUAAGGAAUUAAA
Austrofundulus limnaeus is the source of this 3055-nucleotide messenger RNA. It is a transcript of the gene degs1, whose product is annotated as delta(4)-desaturase, sphingolipid 1. Gene Ontology annotation, cellular component: membrane. The record is from RefSeq and is a predicted model, not a curated record. Lineage: Eukaryota; Metazoa; Chordata; Actinopteri; Cyprinodontiformes; Rivulidae. Gene Ontology annotation, molecular function: sphingolipid delta-4 desaturase activity. The transcript is spliced from 3 exons. Gene Ontology annotation, biological process: ceramide biosynthetic process. Bases 155 to 1126 code for a protein of 323 amino acids.